AUGCUGUCCUUCAUGGCACGCAAAGGCAUUGUCGGUCUGUCCCUUCUACUUGCAGGCCAGGGUGCUUUCGCGCUUCAAUUUUGGAAUAACACAAAUGUAUUUUCUUCCGAUAUGCCACAAAGCUGUCAGAAUGCUUUAACGUACGAUAUUGCAUGCGAAAACUAUCUUGUGACCGCACAGGACGCAGCGAACGGGGCCGCCCUGCCAUCGACUCUCGCGGAGGAGUACUGUACCAAAGAAUGCCACGAUUCCAUCGAAAGUUACCAAAAAGUCGUGCAUCUAGCCUGUGGAAAUGAAAACUUCCAGUUCUACGAGAACAGCAGCAUCAGAGCAGUCCCUGGUGAUAUCGCCAAUGGAUUGAUGUGGGCCUACAGUUUGAACUGUAUCAAAGACUCAUCGGGAUUCUGUCUCGGGGAUAUCUAUAACCACAAUAAAAGCGCUUGUUCAGAUUGUACUCUCCAGUACAGCGCAGUCAUGGCAAGCACCGACUUUGGACGCAAGAAUUUUCCUUUAGCCGCAUAUGCGUCACUUUUGUCCUCCUGUGGUGUACCUGAAUCCAGCUACCCCGUUGAAUAUACCUCUUCCUCUCCAACAACAACCUCAGGGUCGCCUAGCGGGUCUUCAUCUGCAACUCCAACUCCUACUUGCACUGGAAAGACGUAUGUAUCUAAAGAAGAUGAUACCUGCGAGUCAAUCUCCGAAUCCCAGUCUAUAAGCACCGAUCGAUUAGUCGAGAUCAACCAUCUGGAUUAUGCCUGCAAGUCACUUGUACAGGGUACCAAGCUUUGCAUUGAGAAGACAUGUCAUACAUAUAAAGUCAAGGCAAACCAGACGUGUCAAAAUAUCGUGAAGGGACAAAGCUUCGGAAUGGUGCAACUCAUCGGCUGGAACCCACCCCUGGGAGGAGGAGAUUUCAGUCUCCCUGGCUCCAAUAAGUCUAGUACAUCUAGAGGUUUGACAUCAUCUAUGUUUUCAAGCUGGACACCAGCAACACCAACAACCAUGGCUACGGACAUCUCAACAUCCUGGUACUGGCCAACUCAGGACCUUAAUUACACGCCUGUGCCAAUGUCAUAUGGGCCAAACUCGACCUGGACUAGUCUAAUGGCUGAAAGAACACAGUACUGCUGGUUGGCAGGUGAUCAAAUGAACAAUUGGGAAUUUGAUGAUUCCGAGGAGAUGCCGUCGGACUGCACUUCUCUCUACAGUUCAUAUUGCGAUCUUGGACCCACAGAUCCUGUUCCUAAGUCCCCAGCGUCAUCAAUCCCCAAGACCUGUACACCGGAGACCUCAACUGAGGAGCCAGAGCCUUCAACAACUGCGACGCCAACCGGAAUUACCACUCCUACUCCAACGCAAAGUGGAAUGGCUGACAAGUGUAACAAGUUUUAUAAAGUCCAGAAGGAUGAUGGUUGCCAGAAAAUCGCCGAUGAUAAUAAGAUCUCUGUGGCUAGCCUUGUAUCAUGGAACCCCGAUAUUGGAAAAGAAUGCAGGAAUAUCAAGUACGAUUUCUACGUUUGUGUCGGCAGAGAGUCAACUUCAACAUCGACUUCGGCGACUACGACGGGGGUCACAACGCCAACACCAACCCAGACUGGGAUGGUUGAUGGCUGCGACAAAUUCCACAAAGUGGAAAAGGAUGAAGGGUGCCAGAAGAUAGCCGACGACUUCAGUAUUUCGGUGAAUCAGUUGAAGGAGUGGAAUCCUGACGUUGGAAAGGAGUGUACAAAUUUGAAGUACGAUUUCUAUGCCUGUGUCGGUAGAAGUUCGAGCUCCGGAACUUCUGCUACCACGACAACGUCUGUCAAGAGUACUACAACUGCGAAUGCGAGUGGAACCCCGACUCCAACUCAAGAGGGCAUGGUGAGCGGGUGCAAAAAGUUCCACAAGGUGCUAAAGGACGAAUAUUGUGCGAAGAUUGCGGAUGAGAGCAAGAUAUCUCUGAAUGAUUUCUUGUCCUGGAAUCCUGAUGUUGGAAGCAAUUGUGGGAACCUCAAGUACGACUUCUACGUCUGUAUUGGGAAAUAG
Messenger RNA from Penicillium manginii, 2028 nucleotides. RefSeq lists its product as uncharacterized. The coding region runs from base 1 to 2028 and encodes 675 amino acids. The record is from RefSeq and is a predicted model, not a curated record. The transcript is spliced from 3 exons. NCBI's taxonomy places the organism in Eukaryota, Fungi, Ascomycota, Eurotiomycetes, Eurotiales, Aspergillaceae.